AUGAAUUCGGGCAGAAUGAUCAUGAGCGAGAUUCCCGUUCAGGCUACCUCUGCUCACUCAAUCUCUUCAAUCCCGAAAAAGGUUUUUUCUGUCCGCGCUAGCCCACAGCAAUUGUCUAUCCUCCGUGAAGCUUUCGCACAAUCCCAUACACCACAAGAUCUGAAGUAUUUGGCCACCGAGACGGGCCUGUAUGUUUCUUUGUUUCCUCAUUUCUUUAAACAGAAGUCUCUGAUUAGUUCAAGUACCGAGAAAUGGAUUUCUGGAUGGCUCCAACGCGAGAGACGGAAACUCAAAAAGAAGGAUUUUUCCUUGAUGAAAGAGGAAUUUGAAGACCCAAGUCUUGUAGUGACUCGGAAUGGCACCUCAGAGGACAGGCUCACUACUGACUCUGAAGCAACGGACAAUCCACUUUCUCACUCUGGUAGGCCUCCCAAAAAAAAGGCGAAGACCUUGCGCCAGAAGCGGUCUCUGAUAAUCAAGAUGGAGGACAUUGAGGAUACUUUACCACUGCAUUCCAUUCCCACUUCUGUUUCGUCUGCACGCGUCCUUUCUGGUCAUGCACAGUCUGGGGACAUAGUCGACGCUAGGGAUCAAGUGCAUAUACCUGCCUCAACUCCAUCAAACCCUAGGCAACCACCCAAGCGCGGCCGCAAGAAGCAAAACCCAGUCCUGACAUCAAAGGCAACGACCGUUACUGCAGAAGAUGGUGCUCAACUCAAAGAUGCGAGGCUGGAAAUUGUCCGGCAUGCUGAAUCUAUCCUUAAGACCUUAUCCCCCAGCGAGUCUUCGACCAAGGUUACUGACUUGAAAGAAGUACCAGAAUCUGCUUCCAUGACAUCGUCAACUGAGCCGUUCUUUCUCGAUCCGCUACUUCCCCCCACGCAUCUGUCUCGAUAUCAACCGACGGAAACCGUCGCCACUAAUCUUGGUGAGGUGGUACCGAAACCUACUCUUUCCGGUUCAUCAAUGGCGCCCUCCUUCACACCAUUAUUUCCCUUACCUAGAACUAUCACGCUUCCUACGCUUCCUCAGAUUCUGGAUACGCCUUCAAGCAUCAUACGAGGAAUUCAAGCGACUUCGAAUGUCCACCCACACCUUCAAUCGCGCCAGGUUGAUGUCACUCCCCUUUCACGACCGUAUCGCGGCCAUGUUCGGCGACAACCACAUUCACACCUAAACGAUUGUGGUCAACCCAAACUAGAAGCUCUUCCAGAGGUCCUGAAUCCAAACCUCACACCUCUGAAGCAUCUCACUAUGUUAAGGAAGAGGAUUGCAAAUGGAUCGUUAUCGAUGCCUAGUGGUAAUGGAUGCCGGAAUAUGAUGGAGGUCUUGUUGGACGAACGAUUGACAAGUGAUGAUCCUUUUCAGGCGGCAAUGGGUUUGGUGUUUUUGUCUCGUUUGGCCCAAGCAGUAAGGCAAAGAUAGUUUACACGAGUAUGCAACACAACGUUCACGGAAUUACAAGAAAAAACCUGUACUGUAUCGAACGGGUCGCAUCCGAUUUCAAUGGAUAAUGGACUAUAAAUCUUAUCCACCUUUUCGUCUCUCGUUCGCCAUCUCAGCUCACUCCACC
Messenger RNA from Marasmius oreades (fairy-ring Marasmius), 1573 nucleotides. RefSeq lists its product as uncharacterized. The coding region runs from base 1 to 1425 and encodes 474 amino acids. The record is from RefSeq and is a predicted model, not a curated record. The transcript is spliced from 4 exons. Gene Ontology annotation, molecular function: DNA binding. Lineage: Eukaryota; Fungi; Basidiomycota; Agaricomycetes; Agaricales; Marasmiaceae.